AUGUAUUGCAGAGCAAAAAAAAGGAAAUUCUCACAAUUACUGGGAGAUGCCACUGAUUCUCCGGUAUGGAGCAACAACCCCAGGCAAGCAACAGUUAAGGACUGUGCUCUUGAAGUGCAAGAAUAUGACAGUGAUGGACAGAACGUGGCUUUGGACAAAUGCUGCCAGGCUCUAACGUGGCAACCGUACCAAACUUCUCAGUGGAGCAACUUACUUAACUCCGAUUAUGAAAAACUACCCGCCAUAGUUUAUCACAUUGCCACAGACAAAGGAUUUAAUUUUUCAAUAACAGAUGAUGCCUUUGUGUGCCAGAAGAAGAACCAUUUCCAGAUCACAGUUCAUAUUGGAAUCCCUGGAAAUCCAAAAUAUGUCAAAACUCUGCUGGGGUUGAAACCAAUAGAAAAGUUUUACUUGAAAGCUUUUGGAAUAAAGGUGGAAGCUCCAGGUCAAACAAUAGCUAUUGAACAGUCUCAGUCAGAUCGAAGCAAAAAAACUUUCCAUCCUGUUAAAAUUGAUCUUCCAGGGGACCAGAUAAUCAAAGUAACGCUGGGAAGGUUGCAUUUUAGUGAAACAACAGCAAAUAAUAUGCGAAAAAAAGGAAAACCUAAUCCUGACCAAAGAUACUUCAUGCUGGUGGUUGGACUGUAUGCGCUCUCUCAGGACCAAUUCUACUUACUGUCUGCACACAUUUCUGAAAGGAUCAUUGUGAGGGCAUCUAACCCAGGGCAGUUUGAGAAUGACAGUGAUGUGCUGUGGCAACGAGGACAUGUUCCAGACACAACGGUGUAUCAUGGUCGAGUAGGAAUUAACACAGAUGCACCAGACGAAGCUCUGGUUGUCUGUGGAAAUGCAAAAGUUAUGGGUAGGGUCAUGCAUCCAUCUGACAGCCGAGCCAAACAGAAUAUCCGAGAGGUUGAUACAAACGAGCAGCUGAGAAGAAUAGCACAAAUUAAGCUGGUGGAAUAUGACUAUAAGCCUGAAUUUGCCUCUGUUAUGGGAAUAAAAAACACCCGUGAAACAGGAAUUAUAGCUCAGGAAGUGAAGGAGCUUUUACCUCAAGCCGUUACAGAAGUUGGAGAUGUUGCUUGCGAUGAUGGAGAAAAAAUAGAAAACUUCCUCAUGGUUGAUAAGGAUCAGAUCUUCAUGGAGAACGUCGGCGCAGUAAAGCAGUUGUGUAAGCUGACCAACAACCUGGAAGUCAGAAUAGAAGAACUGGAACAGUGGAAUAGAAAACUGGCCACGCUGAAACGAUUAAGCAGUUUAAAGUCAACACUCAGUGAAAAGAGUACAGUCAGUAGGUAUAGUCGAGCUACUAGUCUAUUGACAUCAAGAAAGUCAGUCCCGCUAAAAUCCAGCAAGGUUUGUUUCUCAAAAAGAGAGUCUUGCUCCAGGAAGAUUUUCCAAAUAACUAUAAUAGCUUUAAUUGCUGUUAUGACACUAUGCGCUUUGACGAUAUCAACUCUUUAUUUACUUAGCAUUCAUCAAAGACUUCUGGAAAAACAGCCCAAUUCCAGCAGUACUUCAAGUCCUGUUGCACUUUUUCCUUCUACUACUAUAGCAGCUUUGCAGGAGAAAAGUACAACUUCUCAGAGCACUCAACCUGAUGGGGUCACUGAGAUCCCAUCAGUGAAUUUCUGUGACCUUUUGCCAUGUGACAACAUCUACUGUUGUCCAAUUCAUCGGUUUGAAAGUGAAUCUCUAAGUUAUGAGCAAACCAACAUGGUAGAGCAAGGGAUUGAUACAACAGUCAGUUCCAUACAGAUUUUGGAAACUCAGCAAAUCAUUGACAGUCGCUAUUGUAGUAAAAAGCUACAGUGCAGGUUUGGAAAUUACAGCUAUGUUAUUCCCAUUGACAAACACACACCCACGAAUGUAGAAAUCUCACUGGAAAUCAACACCACAGAAGCAUUAAUUGUAUACAUGUGCAAAUUCACGUUUGGAAAUUAUUGUCCCUAUCAUAUUUUAAGCAAAAGCAGUGGGUCUAUUUUCCAAGAAACGACACAGGGCUAUCAGCAUAUUUGGAGCCUGCCCGUAACUAGGUUGUACGACAGCGGAUACUAUUUCCGUGUGGCUGCACCGGAUCUUGCAGACUGCUCAACAGAUCGCCAUUAUGCUGGAGUGUUUUUUACUGAUUACUACUUCUAUUUUUACCGACGCUGUGAAUAA
Messenger RNA from Tinamus guttatus (white-throated tinamou), 2166 nucleotides. The record is from RefSeq and is a predicted model, not a curated record. NCBI's taxonomy places the organism in Eukaryota, Metazoa, Chordata, Aves, Tinamiformes, Tinamidae.